Messenger RNA from Ciona intestinalis (vase tunicate), 3476 nucleotides. NCBI's taxonomy places the organism in Eukaryota, Metazoa, Chordata, Ascidiacea, Phlebobranchia, Cionidae. The record is from RefSeq and is a predicted model, not a curated record.
GUGUUAGAAUGGUAACUUUACGGCGAGUAACAACAUCGCUACCGUUUCAUCGCCGUCUGUUCAUAUUUAUCGCCGUUCUUAGCGCAAGUACCUGCCUAAGUAUUUAUUCGAUUACAAAAUACAAGUUAAGUCACCAAGUAUUUAAACUGGAAGAAAGAAGUCCAAACCCAAUGUAUAACGCUCAUAAUGUGUUUACUAAUAUAAACCAAAGCAUAAAUGAAACCAUAUUUCCACAACAUACAAGUUCUAACCAAGUGAUAAAUAACCAAGCUGUGCUGCAAAGAUUCCAGCCACGAGUUAUGAGACUCAAUGGAUCAGUGGUACCAUCAGUGUAUGGCACCGAUCGUAAGGCUUACCAACGUUAUAUUGAUUAUCUGGCAAGAAGAGAAGAACCUCUUCCACUGCAAAAGAAAGUUGUCAUUAUAUUAACCAACUUUAGAUCAGGUUCUUCUUUCUUUUCUGAGUUCUUAAACCAACAUCCUGACGUUUUUUACUCGUUUGAACCUCUGAUCCCUGUCUCACAUAGAGAUCUAUGCAAUGAAAAUAUUCCGCUAAAACGGAAGAUAUUGUCGGAUAUGGCGCAAUGUAUUGUUCCAGCAUGGCUACAAAUGUAUAGCAAGUUACCGAAGACAUUACGACACAUAUACAACAGAAACAUUGAAAGUUGUGUUCGGAAAAGAUUCUGUUUUGCUCCUUUUACUGCAGAGCUUUGUACAGAUGAGCAUUGCGUUAAAAGCAACACCACCACAAAGCCAUUUGACUGUUGGGCAGAUUGUGGUGUUUACAACCAGAACCUCGUGGAAAAUACUUGCAGAAGAAAGAAGAUGACGGCAAUCAAGUUGAUUCGGCUUUGUGAUAUAAAUGUACUGAAGGAGUUGGUCACAGAUUAUAACUUGGAUCUGAAGGUGGUCCAUUUACUGCGAGACCCGCGUGGGAUCGCUAACUCUCGUCAUCUGUUGUCACGACGACUCGAUAUCAACCAAUCACUACGCAGCACUUGUAAUCGACAAUUUACCAACGCUAAUGUUGGUUUGUAUGAACAACCUGAUUGGCUGAAACAUCGGUACAAGUUGUUCCGAUACGAAGACGCAGCAACCAACCCGUUCAAGGUUGCCAAGUCACUUUAUGAUUUUGUGGGCUUAAAUUUCACCAAUGGUAUUGUGGAUUGGAUAGCAGAACACACAGGACAAGUUAUACAAAGAAACACAAGUGAUUCUCCCAAUAUCAAUGGUCCAGUUCAACAAAUACAAAUACAAGCCAACAACAAUCCUUGGGGGAGGACGAGAAACUCUAAGGAAGUUUUUCAAAAAUGGACUCGUCGCCUCCCAUUUAUAAUUGUUCGUAAAAUUGAAUCCGUUUGCAAAGACACCAUGGAGUUAGCAGGUUACCUACCUUUAACUAACGUACAAGAUUAUAGAUACAACAAAACAAUUCAAUAUUUUACACAAGAGUUUUUAAAAGAUAGACCUCAAAACUGACCAUUGUGGAUCAUUAUGGCAGUAAUUUGGUUAUAAAGUUGUGUAGAAUUAAUGUAGAAAUGAAUUUUUAUUUGAAAUUACACUGUGGUGUACUUAUACCUUUAUCAAGGUUUAAAACAUCGGGUACUUCCCAAAUUUUGUUACUUGUUUUUAAAAGUUAGUAAUUACCAAUUUUUGUAACUUCGAAUUUUUUAACUUUUACACACAUAUACUGCUGUAAAAUUUAUAGCAUAGCAUUUUUUGCGGAAUAUUUUAGAUAAAAACUUCCAAAUACGAUUUAUUAUGAAUCUGAAUAUGAAAUAAUCACUGUUGUUUAAGUUGCAAUCAAACUUGUAUUAGUGUUACUUGACUAGUAUUAUUAUUAUGUGUCUGAUAUUAAUAUACAUCAUAACAGUUCAGCAUUUUUACGAAAAACUGUAAACUUCUUUCCGAAUCAAAUUUAUUGCCGAUAAUUUGUUGUUUUUCUCCAGUGCUUCUCAACCUAUUGCCCCACUACCCUAAUAUUAAACAUAAAUGAAUAGCAAAAAUUACAUUUAUCUUGUAAACGGUGGCGCAGCCAGAAAAAAAUAAGGGGGGGGAGGGUUUAAUCAAAAAUUUUUUUUUUUUUUUUUUUUUGUUAUUAUUUUUUGGUUUAAAAGGGGGGGGGGGGUCGCGUCUGGCUGCACCACUGCUUGUAAGCAUAAAAUGUAUUUUAACCUUAAUUUUUACUGUAACAGUACAAACAAUUUUUAUUCUAUAAUCUAGUCAACAUACACUAAACUUCCAUUAUUUUAUGUAUUUGAACUUCUGUAUUAUAUGGCCAACUCAAAUUACGACCUUUUUUGUGUUGCAACCCAGGAGUUGAGAAGCACUGCUUCCAACUGCAUUUUAAGUCUUUAUUUUUCAUAAUACCUCAUUAAUGUAUUUGUAUGGUAGUGCGGCAUUCAUUCAUUGGCCAGAAAGUGGUUCAUGCUUUUCAUAGUGUUAUAUUGUGCUUAUUGAACUGUUUAAUAUUCAUACAAACCUACUAUAACUUGUAAUCAUAUCAAGAUCAUACUUCUGUGUUUAUUCUAAAGGUUGUAACCAACAAGGUUGAACUGCCGCAUUACCAACCAAAGACUAAAAACUGAACUUAGUGUAAUUACUUAAUCAUAUUUAUUAAGUCGAUACUGCUGUAUUAAUUAUAAAGAAUGUAAUUGAACUGCCACAUUAACAAAUUGAACUAAAAUUAUUUUCUUCCGCACAAGUUCGUUUUAAUUAAAUAAUUAAAUAAAGACUAAAGAGUGGGGUAAGAUGGUCUAUGAUUAAAUUCUUUUUUAUCUCCCAUUUGGUAGUAAAUAAAAAUAUCAACAGAUUUAUAUAACUGUAUAAAAAACUGUAAAUAAAAGAUCCAUCUUACUCCACAGGCUACAGUAUUAUAUAUAUAUGCUGUAAAUUGUGAACAAAACUGGGUUAAAAAAUGGAAGUGCCAACCUUUAUUAAUAUCCCGUAGAAUCACUUGUUCAUGUUAUACUGUUUGGUAGAAUGAUGUUAUAUUACAUAUAUAUUAUUUUUAUUUUGGACAUCAAUACGUAUUUUAUGCUUAGAAAUUUGUUUUAUAUUUUCUUAAACACAUUCUGCAGUUUGAUAUACACAACUAAAUGAUGUUACACAACUUUCCAAUCAUAAGUAAAACACAACAUCAUAUGUACGAUAUCCACGUUGAGGUAAUGGGCCUAGCCUAUAAAUUGGGCCCAUGACGUGCCAUGCUAUAGAGCCUCACCCACAUAGAAUAGACUAGAACUGUAUCUCAUGAAUUGUGAUUUUUUCUAAAAUUAUUUGCAGUUUUUAUUGUUUUCUGUUUUUUUUAUUUUUCUGUAAAUUUACCCAAUACUUUUAAUCCAUUGUUAAAAUAUUGGGUUCAAAAUUUAUAAUUUUGUUGCUAAAUGUUCAAACUCAUAAAUUUUGAUUUUAUUUAAAAUUUCUGUGAGUUACUUUCUGUAAUAGUGUUAGAUUUUUAAUAAAUGGAAUUUAUUGAGA